Molecule: messenger RNA, 1725 nt
Organism: Fusarium sp. VM40
Lineage: Eukaryota; Fungi; Ascomycota; Sordariomycetes; Hypocreales; Nectriaceae
Source: the annotation of a GenBank genome assembly
AUGUCGCUGAACCGUGUUCAAAGCAUCGAAACGCUGACGGCCCCGCCGGGUCGUGGAGCUUCGAUCGAGAGAAGAGGAAGCGAUGCGAGUUUGAGGGUUCGACGAUUGACGUUCAAUCCUGUACCGCAGGACUUCGAAACGGCGUCGCUGAGACCAGAUGAACAACAUGCGGAAACUGUUGGGGCAUUUGAGGUUCCUCAAUGGAAGAGAUUGCUCCAAAUCGGUGCUGCAGUUGUGCACUGUCUCUUUGCUGCAGGCAUAGUCUUUGGUUAUGCCGCUAUCAAACCUGUCCUCAAGCUCGAAGGUGCAUACUCCGACGUCUGCAAGCUAUCCCACUAUCAGAGUCCAACUAGCGAUAUAAAUGCUAUCUCUGAUGACCCUCAUGAUACGUGCGUUGAAAUCAGACUAAACCUGAUGUUCACGGUCGCUGCUGUUGGGACCAACGUCGCAGCUCUACCUGUAGGCGCAAUUCUUGACCACUUCGGUCCUCGCGUAUGUGGCUUGCUUGGAUGCCUUUUCCUGACGAUAGGCACGUUGCUCAUGGCAUAUGCUAAAGCUCUACCCUUUGAUGGUCUCCUUCCAGGUUACCUGUUCCUUGCUCUCGGCGGUCCGUUCACGUAUAUUUCGUCUUUCCAGCUCUCCAAUGCCUUCCCACGACACUCGGGUCUCAUUCUUGCGCUCUUGACUGGUGCUUUCGAUUCGUCGAGCGCAUUGUUUCUCAUUUACCGCUUGAUUUACAAUGCCACUGACGGAGGCUUCACUUUGCGCAGCUUCUUCCUUGUUUACUUGAUAGUUCCUGCUGUGAUCUUUAUCAGCCAGAUUCUCAUCAUGCCUGGACAAUCUUACAAAACGGUUGGAGAACUUGUCGAUCAAGCUGCCGAGGCGGACGAGAACAUCGUCAUUCACUCGACAACAAGCACCCAGCAGGAGAUUGACGAGCACACGGCGCUGCUCCGUGAUGAGCGACGUGAGGAGAGAGAGCGACGCGAAGCAGUGGUUCAUGACAUUGAGAACCUCCUUGGGUCAUCCAAAGGUGACGACCAAGUUGAAGCCAAGGAGCGAAAGCAUGUUGCAUCUGGUGUCUGGGGAGUCCUCCACGACCGCACUGUCCUCGAGCAGAUCAGGUCUCCGUGGUUCAUACUUAUCUGCCUUUUUACAGUUGUUCAGAUGACGCGUAUCAACUUUUUCGUUGCCACGAUCCGACCACAGUACGAGGCCAUCUUCGGAGACCAUGAAGUUGCUGUGAGGAUCAACACCUUCUUUGACGUCGCCCUGCCAGCGGGUGGAAUCUUCGCCAUCCCCUUUAUUGGGACAGCUCUUGACCACGUCAGUACCGUCUUGGUGCUGGCAGCCCUCGUCGCAUGCGGUACACUCAUUGGUAUCCUGGGCGUCCUUCCCUAUGAAUGGGCAGCAUACGCCGGUAUCAUUCUUUUCGUUCUUUACCGCCCGUUCUACUACACUGCUGUGUCCGACUACAGCGCCAAGGUGUUUGGCUUCCGAACAUUCGGAACCGUGUACGGACUUAUAAUUUGCCUCUCUGGCUUAUUAAACUUUUCCCAAUCGGGCCUUGAUGUUCUAUUCCACCAAACUUUCAACGGUAACCCGGUGCCCGUUGAUAUCAUGCUUCUGGUCAUAGGCCUUGCCAUCGGCGUUGCGCUUGUUGUAUUUGUGGCAGUGAGGCUUCGGAAAACGCAGCAGAAGGCCAGAGCAGGUAUAACACAAUAA